This is a messenger RNA of Austrofundulus limnaeus, 1956 nucleotides long. RefSeq names its product ankyrin repeat and SOCS box protein 15. The coding region runs from base 103 to 1818 and encodes 571 amino acids. Gene Ontology annotation, cellular component: cytoplasm. Gene Ontology annotation, biological process: intracellular signal transduction. NCBI's taxonomy places the organism in Eukaryota, Metazoa, Chordata, Actinopteri, Cyprinodontiformes, Rivulidae. Gene Ontology annotation, molecular function: protein binding. The transcript has 10 exons. The record is from RefSeq and is a predicted model, not a curated record.
GUGUUUCUGCAGACUGAUGCACGGAUAGAAACACUGUCUUUAUUCUGACUCUAGUUCGACCCAUCAGCCUGAGCUGCCAACACCUGGCCUCCCACAAGAGUGAUGAACACUCAUGAGGGAAGUGAUGAAAACCUUAACCAUUACAUCAUUCAGCUCAGUAUUCACAACUCCUGCCAAGACGCUUUCCUAAAAUCUGCAGCCAGCUUAGCUUCAUCGACUGAUGAAAAUCUCAGAGUCCUGGCAGCCAUUGAACAAGGUGAGGUGUCUGUGCUCAGAGCCAUGCUGAAGCACACCUUCGCCUUCAGGGAGUCAGAUAGCCAUGGUUGGCUUCCUCUUCAUCGGGCAGCGUCCCAACCGGUCCUGGAGGUUCUGGAGACAAUCCUGGGAGCUCCGGGGCUCAGUCUGGAGGACAGGACGGGUGUUGGAGGAGAGACGCCGCUCACUCUGGCCAUAAAGGCUGGGCUUAAACAAAAUGUGAGGAGCCUGCUGGAGCACGGGGCCUCGCCUCACAACACAAACAAGAAGAAUGAGUCACCGCUGCUGCUGGCAGUCCGAGCUAACUCCUAUGAGAUGACACACACUCUGGUGUCUCAUGGAGCCUGGGUAGAGCAGCUCUGUCAGAAGAGGUGGACGGCGAUGCAUGAGGUGGCCAAGGUGGGCAAUGUGGACAUCCUGAUGCUGCUGCUGAGAGCCGGGGGGCGGGUCAACCAGAAGGAUGUGAUGGGCGUGACGCCUCUGGCUGUGGCUGCAGAGCACGGACAUCUGCACACCACUGAGAUUCUGCUGAACUGUGGCAGCAAAGUCAACUCCCAGGCUUGUAAUGGAGAAAGUGUCCUGAUGGACGCAGCCGGAGCAGGGAAUACGGCUUGCAUCCAGCUGCUGUUGGACAAUGGAGGCGACCUAAACCUGCCCAGUAGCACCGGACAUCUCCCCAUUCACAAGGCUGCAUACGCUGGCCACUACAGUGCUCUGGAAAUGUUGAUCCCACUGACCAGUAAGAAGGCCAUUAAAGAAGCGGGUCAGAGUCCGGUCCACUCAGCCGUGGAGGGCCGUCAGAGUCUCUGCCUGCAGCUCCUGUUGGCCCGAGGCUUCGACGUCAACUACCGCAUGAACGCGAGGAACUCUGAGAACUACAGAGACCUGAGGAGAAGUGCCUUGUACUUCGCCGUCUCAAACGGGGAUGUGGAGUGCGCCAAAAUCCUGCUGGCAGCUGGGGCCAAGACCAACCUGGACCCCCUGCACUGCCUGCUGGUGGCGGUCCGGUCUGGUUCUCAUGAGCUGGUGCGGCUGCUGCUGGCAGCCAGGGCAGACGUGAACUGUUACUUCACGGUGGUGAGUGACACGGUGUUUCCCACCGCCCUGCAGUACUGCCUGAAAGACGAGGUGAUGAUGCGGCUGCUGCUCAACAGCGGCUACAAGGUGGAGAGGUGUUUCCACUGUUACCAUGACAACACGUCGGACGUUGAGGAAGCAGAGGGGAAGAUUCCAUUCUGUGACUUCAUGAGUCUCUGCUGCCUCCAGCACCUGUCAGGGAGCGUGGUCCGGAUUUUACUAGAUUAUGUCAGCCACGCCCACAUCUGCUCCAAACUUCGCCUGAUCCUGGAAAAGCAGAGGCAGUGGCCCGAGAUUUGUGAAAUCCUCUGCAGCCCUCGCUCCCUCAGGCACCUCUGUCGACUGGAGAUCAGGAGACGUUUGACGAUGAGGAGACUGAACAACCCUGAGAUCAUGAGAUCAGAUCUUUUCCCUCCAAGACUAAAGAGGUUCAUCCUGUAUGAGGAGCUGGACCUGUACAAGCAGAACUCAGACCGGCUCAUGUGAACAUUUACCUGUGUCCUGUCAGGGUUGUAUAAAUAUUACUGUCCUCUACACAUACCUGUUUUCUAUUAUUUGGAUUAAUACUUCAACUUUUUUUUACCAAGCUAAAUGGGUCAUGUUUUGUGUUUGAAUAAAGAAAUU